Molecule: messenger RNA, 1161 nt
Organism: Monoraphidium neglectum
Lineage: Eukaryota; Viridiplantae; Chlorophyta; Chlorophyceae; Sphaeropleales; Selenastraceae
Exons: 1
Coding region: 1-1161 (386 amino acids)
Source: RefSeq, a predicted model, not a curated record
AUGAAGCGCAGUGCUGUGGCGCGCCCAGACACAUCGCCAGAGGCCAAGCGUCCCGCUGUUGCCACCACACUGGGCCUAGCGGUCCGCUGCGCCAUCAAUGAUGCGGCGCUCGCAGCUGUGGCUGCGCUGCGCGGCGCUGACUCCACACUAGGCGCGCCGCCGUCGCCCGAUGACGCGGCGGCAGUGGUGCCGCUGCUCCUGCAUGCGGCCGUGUCGGGCCCAGCAGAGACCGCUGCCCUUGCGGCUGGCGCCUUGGCCGACCUGCUCUCGCAGGAGCCGUGUCGCAAAGUGCUCGCCGGCGCCCCCAGGCGGCUGCCCGUGCUCGCGGCCGUAAUGCGGGCAGCGCCGGCUGCCCCGCACGCCCCCCAAAUGCUCUUGGACGAGCUGCAAACCUCAUAUUGGGCCCCAAGCUGCAUGGCAAGGGCCGAAGGUUUGCUGGACGCCCUGAUCUGGGUGGUGGCGCAGGGAGGCUCCCCCCAUGCAGUGGACGCUUUGAGCCUCCUGUGCAGCAACGUACAAGCCGAUCCCGCUUCGGUGGACGUCGGUGUGGCAGUCCCGGCGCUCAUCACAGUGCUGGGCGCGACAGCCGCGCGCCCAGCCGCAGCUUCUGUCCUAAGGUGGCUGACUCAGCACCCCAGCGCCCCGCGCCUUAUUGCCGAGGCAGACGGCGCCCUCGCCGCGCUGCUGCGCGCCGGCACAGCCCUCACUCCACCCAGCGUCGAUGCGCUCAAGGCGAUUGCGGCCGUUGCAAAGAGCGCUCCCGACUUGGCGGGCGCUGUCGCAUCUGCCCGCGGCGUCCUGCCGGCUUUGGCAUACGCGGCCACCAGAGAGGCUGGGGACGAAGCCAUCCGGCUCGCGGCCAGAGAGGCGCUGCUCGCCUGCGCCACUGGUGCAGGCGGCGCCGUGGUGACUGCGCUCGUACCGCCCCUGGGGUUGCAGGAUGCCGCCGUGCGCGCCCACACGCUGGAGCUAUUGACGGAGUAUCCGCUAUCGCUGCCGCGUGCGGCCGUCGAGGCGCUCGAGGCGGCGGCCCUCGAGGCCGCCGUGCUGCGGGCCGAGGUGAAAGAACUGCGGGCGCUGCCGGUCAGCACGCGCGCGGCGAUUGUGGAGCUGGCAGGGGCGAUGCGCGCCGGGAUGAUGGCCGGGACUGCAUCCAGAUAG